AUGUCACAAUCACACUCGGAGCUUCGCCGGCAAGGCAAGCACGAGAAGGCCCGCGCCAAGAUGAUGGAGGACUUUGACCGACAAAAAGCCGACCUGGUCAAGGAAUCGGAACGCAACCGUACCGGCUCGGAUCGCUUUGUAGGCAAGAACGACUCGAUGGAGGAUGCUCUGAAGAAAUCAACGAUUGGUCUUGUGCACUUGGAGGAUUUCCAAAAGCUUCGGUCCGAACUUGAAGAGGAGAAGAGGCGCGAGGCUGCACGGACGAACGAGAUCAAGGCGGACGAGAAGGCGGCGAAGAAGAACAAGAAGGCCAAGAAGGAACGUGCGAAGUUGUCUUUUGCGUAUGACGAUGAAGAGGAAGGUGAUGGCGGUGCUGGUCCGUCAAUACCGAAGGCCGAUCAAAACGGCAAGCGGAAAAGACGGUCGGACGACAACGCGGUCAAUGGCAACGGUCUGGAUGAUCUUGAAGAGGACCUAGUGCCUAUCACGAAGAAGACGAGUCUCAAGAACCCAAAUGUCGACACAUCCUUCCUUCCAGACAGAGACAGAGAAGAAGCAGAGCGACGCAUGCGCGAAGAAUUGCGGCAAGAAUGGCUUCAGAAACAGGAAGAGAUGAAAAAGGAGGACGUCGAAAUCACCUAUUCCUACUGGGACGGCACAGGACACCGCAAAACGGUCCUGUGCAAGAAGGGUGACACCAUCGCGCACUUUCUCGAGAAAUGUCGACAGCAAGUCUCCGAACUACGCGGCAUAUCCGUGGACAGCAUGAUGUACAUCAAGGAGGAUCUCAUCAUUCCGCACCACUACAGCUUUUACGAUUUCAUCGUCAACAAGGCGAGGGGCAAAUCAGGUCCGCUGUUCAAUUUUGACGUGCACGAUGACAUUCGUCUGGUGGCGGAUGCGAGCGUGGAGAAGGACGAGUCACAUGCGGGAAAGGUGGUGGAGAGGUCGUUUUACAAUCGCAACAAGCAUGUUUGGCCGUACAGCCGAUGGGAGGUGUACGAUCCGAAGAAGGAGUAUGGAAACUAUACGAUACACGAUCGCAAGAAGUAA
This is a messenger RNA of Pseudozyma hubeiensis SY62, 1053 nucleotides long. RefSeq lists its product as hypothetical. Gene Ontology annotation, cellular component: nucleus. Gene Ontology annotation, biological process: chromatin organization. The transcript has a single exon. Bases 1 to 1053 code for a protein of 350 amino acids. NCBI's taxonomy places the organism in Eukaryota, Fungi, Basidiomycota, Ustilaginomycetes, Ustilaginales, Ustilaginaceae. The record is from RefSeq and is a predicted model, not a curated record.